GAAGUUUAUAUGUCCUAGUAAACACAAAUAAAUUGUUGUCAAUAUGGACUGAAUAUUAAAAAUUCAUAAGAUUUGUUUUAUCAAGAUCAACAAUUCUAUCAACAAUGCCAAGUGCCCACCUCACUCUGCGUGAGGAAGAUAUUAUUCGGCUAUCACUGGAGUUCCUGCAAAAUCGGGCACUCCACAUCACCCAGCUGAGCUUGGAGCGUGAAAGUGGGAUCAUCAACGGCAACUACUCAGAUGACGCUCUGUUCCUCAGGCAGCUUAUCCUGGACGGCCAGUGGGAUGAUGCCCUGGAAUUUGUUCAGCCUUUGCAGGCUAUGGAAUCAUUCAACAGCAAGAAAUUCCACUUCCUUAUUCUGAAGUAUAAAUAUUUUGAGCUGCUCUGUAUCAAAGCUGAAGCUCCCGACUCUGCCAACAAUGAAGCUGCUGUCGCUGAACUUGUCAAGGUGUUGGAGGAAGUAGCACUUUAUGCUCCUAAUAAGGAGGCGCACUCACAGCUGUGCCUGCUGCUCACCACCACGCAGCUGCACCAGCACAAGCUCUUCAAAGACUGGAACCCUUCUAGUGCCAGAGUCGAGUGCUGGAACCAGGUGUUGCCGCUGGUAGAGAAGUACCUGUCAGGAGAGCGUGGUAGUGACAACAUAGGCACGCCAGGCUCGAGUGCUGGAGACAAGAACAAAACUACUGCCAAGAACGACAGGCUCGUCCAGCUCAUGAUCAAAGGGCUGCUCUAUGAGAGCUGUGUCGAGUAUUGUCAGGGCCAGGCUACAGGCACCGCUAGUCCCUCAGCCUCUCCUCACCUCGAGUUCCCUCCUCUGCUUUCCCUCACAACUUUCAGCGACUCUGACCUCAGUCUUCUGUCCUGGCUGCAGUCCAUCCCACCAGAGACUUUUGCUUGUCCCUUCGAGCAGCGCAGUCUCAAUGUGGACGUGGAGAGACUGGAUAAACCCAGUCUUGAGGCCAGCUGGACGGAACAGCUUCUAGUUACGCCAAUCAAACCCAGGAUCUUCCCGCACUCUGCUAUGCCUUAUAGUCGCCCUAAAGCCACUGACCUCAUGUCGCGGUCUCUGAACCCCGGCAUGGAAGGCUUGGCAGGCUUCAGGUCGUCUAUGAUCGCAUCAUCUGGCGACAUGAACAUUAUGUCUAAAAGCAUCGCAAGCUUCCACUUGACAGGUAAAAAGACCAUCAACACGUCAGUAGACCGACUCUUCGACUCAGACCAUGUCUUCACCGGCAGCGCAUACGGUGAUCUCCCCACUAUAAUUGAAAAAGAUUUAUCAUCUCUCAACCUGUCAAAGGAUAUGAAUAACUUAAAAGACACAACUAAAAGACACUCUACUGAUUCUCUUAAUAAACCUCCAGUCAGUGAAAAAAAUUCAGAUUUUUCUGAAUCAACAAAAGAAGAUCGGACUUCACCCAGGGCACAUUCCCCUGCAAUGCACAACAGUGGUGCAGGUGGUGCUACAGGUGGUGGUGUUAAUCACCAUUCUCUUGCUCACCAUCAACUUCAUCACAACGUGUCAGCUAGUCAAACAAAUCUGUCACCAUCUACAGUGCAGCAACAGAUGCACCCUAAACAAAACGUUCCUCUACCACCUCUACCUGCACAAAUCCCACACUCACCACAACCAUAUCAACCACAACAAUCUUACCAACCAUACCACGCACCAGCACAACAGUUCCAGCGUUACAAUUCACCACAACAAUACAAUAACAAUAUAAACAGUGACGUGGCGCGAGAGAAGACUGAAUUAUACAGCAUUUAUCAGCGUCGCCAGCUGCAGAACAGACCCGAGGUCUACGGCAACGCUAACAACGCGCCUGUCAACGCUAACAGACCGCUGAUGAGUGGAGGGCUGAGUGUGGCGGCGGAGGAUGAAUGCUGA
This is a messenger RNA of Hyalella azteca, 1889 nucleotides long. RefSeq names its product WD repeat-containing protein 47. The transcript is spliced from 7 exons. Lineage: Eukaryota; Metazoa; Arthropoda; Malacostraca; Amphipoda; Hyalellidae. Gene Ontology annotation, molecular function: protein binding. The record is from RefSeq and is a predicted model, not a curated record. The coding region runs from base 105 to 1889 and encodes 594 amino acids.